ACAAUUAAAGUAAAGAUUGGUUGUAAAGACAUGAUCAUAUAUCCUAAGAAGAAUAUAUAUUGAAAUGUAAUGUAAUGGGGAGAAUUAAGGUAGGAUGGCAUCGAGCUCCAUGUCGACGUGGACUUCGAAGCAAAACAAGCAGUUCGAGGAGGCCCUGGCGAGGUACGACAAGGACACCCCCGACCGGUGGCACAACAUCGCCCGCGCCGUCUCCGGCAAGUCCGCCGACGAAGUCCGACGGCAUUACGAGGUUCUCGAGAAAGACAUCAUGCAGAUCGAAACCGACCAGGUCCCAAUCCCUAAUUACGCUCACAGUCACAGACAAACCCACCUAAUUAAUGCCAGAGGAUCAUCAGCCUACGCCAAGACCACCAGAGGUUUCUGAAGAUCUACGUUCCACUCGUCACUCAUCAAGAAUUCACUUAAAAGAAACAUACAUAUAAUUAUAUAUAUGUGUGUGUAUCAGAGAGAGAGAAGUAAUUUGUUUCAGUACGUACUUGGUGUAUGCUUGCAAUCCGAUAACUGAGUGCUGUUAGUCGUCGAUUAGUCUGAACUGUUAUUAUUAAUUUCUCCCCACAAGAAAAAUAAAAAAAUAAUAAAAAAUAGUGAUGUGUCACAUGUCAGCUACUUGUUGUUUUAAUUAUUCGUGCAAUGUAAGUAAAUUUUAGAAUUCUUUUAA
This is a messenger RNA of Andrographis paniculata, 679 nucleotides long. RefSeq names its product protein RADIALIS-like 3. Bases 95 to 385 code for a protein of 96 amino acids. The record is from RefSeq and is a predicted model, not a curated record. The transcript is spliced from 3 exons. Gene Ontology annotation, molecular function: DNA-binding transcription factor activity. Lineage: Eukaryota; Viridiplantae; Streptophyta; Magnoliopsida; Lamiales; Acanthaceae.